Orbilia oligospora ATCC 24927 is the source of this 1716-nucleotide messenger RNA. RefSeq lists its product as uncharacterized. Gene Ontology annotation, biological process: carotenoid biosynthetic process. The transcript has 7 exons. Gene Ontology annotation, molecular function: oxidoreductase activity. The record is from RefSeq and is a predicted model, not a curated record. Bases 1 to 1716 code for a protein of 571 amino acids. Lineage: Eukaryota; Fungi; Ascomycota; Orbiliomycetes; Orbiliales; Orbiliaceae.
AUGCCUCAUCAAGGGCUCCUCGGGAUGGAGAAGAAAUCAGUCGUCAUCAUUGGUGCCGGCGUAGGAGGUUGUGCCUCUGCUGCACGUUUGGCGAAAGCGGGGUUCAAGGUCACCGUCGUCGAGAAGAAUGAUUUUACAGGUGGAAGAUGCUCCUUGAUAUACGAUGGCGAACAUAGAUUCGACCAAGGGCCGUCUCUUCUCCUGAUCCCCGAACUAUUCCAUGAAACUUUCGCAGAUCUUGACACCACGAUGGCAGAAGAGGGUGUUGAACUCCUCCAAUGCAACCCAAACUACCAAGUUUUCUUCCACGAUAACGAAAGAAUUGUACUUUCGAGCGAUUUGGCGCAGAUGAAGCCUGAGAUCGAGAAAUGGGAAGGGAAAGACGGAUUCAAACGCUAUCUUUCUUUCUUGGCCGAAGGGCAUGUGAACUAUGAGUUUAGCCUCAAGAAGGUUUUAAGAAAGAACUUCCCGUCCUUUCUGAGCAUGAUGCGGCCAACUCUAUUGAAGGAUAUCCUUGGGGUCGCAAUAGCCACAUCUCUAUAUACCAGAGCGUCAAGUUAUUUCUGGACGGAUAGGCUGAGAAGAUGCUUUACCUUCGGUUCGAUGUACCUGGGAAUGAGUCCGUAUGACGCCCCAGGAAUUUACUCUCUUUUACAAUAUACAGAACUUGCGGAAGGUGUCUGGUACCCCCGUGGUGGGUUCCACAAAGUUAUUGACGCUAUCGUUAAGAUUGGCAAAGGAAUGGGCGUAGACUACCAACUGAACUCGCCCGUUUCGUCAAUUCUCCUGUCCGAAGAUGAAAAACAAGCUGUUGGUGUAGUAUUGCAGUCCGGAAGACACAUCCAAGCCGAUAUCGUUCUUGUAAACGCAGAUCUGGUCUACGCAUAUAAUAAUCUCCUCCCGGAAACGAAAUAUUCUAGAAGUCUAACGAAACGUCCGGCUUCGUGUUCGAGUAUAUCUUUCUACUGGUCUAUGAACCGAACGGUCGACGAGUUGAGCGCACAUAAUAUCUUUCUCGCAGAACAUUAUCGGGAAAGUUUUGAUGAUAUAUUUAAGGAACUCAAUAUGCCGGAUGAGCCGAGUUUUUAUGUUCAUGCACCGGCGAGGAUUGAUUCCACCGCUGCCCCGGAGGGUAAAGAUUCAAUCGUGGUACUUGUACCCACGGGUCAUCUCAAUGAUAAUGACGAUGGGAAGGGAUUCAAAAGUACAGAUGACUGGAACAAAAUUGUGAACAGAGUCAGGGACUUAGUCAUCGAUACAAUUGAGAGGAGAACCGGCGCCAGGGAUUUGAGAGCUGCAAUUGCAUCUGAACAAGUGAAUACUCCGACCACGUGGCGAGAACGUUUCAAUCUCGAAAAGGGUGGAAUUCUUGGACUGACAAUUGACUUUUGGAACGCCCUUGCCUUCCGACCGAAGACGAAGCACUCGACGAUUUCUGGACUCUACUUCGUUGGCGCAAGUACUCACCCUGGUACUGGUGUGCCUGUUUGCCUAGCUGGAGCGAAGAUUACGACAGAACAAAUACUCGACGACUUCAAAGUGGGGAAACCAUGGUCCCCGGCUACCCCACCAAACACACAUGCAAAACAAUCGGGAUCUUCACUAGAUAUUGAACGGAUUGGCAGUAUUUCUGGGUUGGAAAUAUGGCAGAGGAUUAUCCUAGCGGUAAUUUUGGGGGCUUCUAUUACGAUUAUCUUGCAGAGAAUCUUCGGGUAG